CCGCACGCGCCUUAUAUAUAAUGAUUCGAAUGGAUGUGGAUAGAUUAUACAAAUUGGAAUCAUUCAUUCAUGACAGUUGAAGCGAACCAGUUUAAUCAAUUGUACGAAAUUAUUGUUGUUUGAAAAUUAAACGAUGACUCAAACAAAUAAAAAAAGAAAAUGGGAAGAGUUUUUCAUGGGAAAUGCUUUUCUUGCUGCUAAACGUAGUAAGAAUCCAAAGACACAACUUGGAGCUUGCAUAAUAAGUGAAGAAAAUUAUACCGUUGGAGUUGGAUAUAAUAAUAUGACCAAGGGAAUGGAAUAUUUAGAAGGAAGCAAUAUUAAUGAUUCAAAUCUGUAUGAAUGUCACGCUGUACUCAAUGCGAUUCUCAACAAAAACAAAGCCGAACUGAAUAAUUGCAAAAUCUACGUUAACUCAUUUCCAUGUAACAAAUGCAUCAAAUCCAUUUUACAAUCGGGGAUAAACGAAAUUGUUUAUGCUAAAGACGGAACUGGUAUAAAUCCAGUUUCAAAAAAAAUGCUGGAUGAAGCAAAUAUUAAAUACAGACAUUGGCAUUCAAUGUCGGAAGAUAACAAAAUUGUGCUUUCUUGUAGAAAAAUGGAUUUGUAAAAUAUCAAUAAUUAUAUAUCAAUUAUGGACAGAAAGAUAGAAAGAAAGA
Messenger RNA from Nicrophorus vespilloides, 659 nucleotides. Its product is annotated as deoxycytidylate deaminase-like. Gene Ontology annotation, biological process: dUMP biosynthetic process; dTMP biosynthetic process. The coding region runs from base 134 to 610 and encodes 158 amino acids. Gene Ontology annotation, cellular component: cytoplasm. The record is from RefSeq and is a predicted model, not a curated record. Gene Ontology annotation, molecular function: zinc ion binding; dCMP deaminase activity. NCBI's taxonomy places the organism in Eukaryota, Metazoa, Arthropoda, Insecta, Coleoptera, Silphidae. The transcript is spliced from 4 exons.